AUGCGCAAGGUGAAAACCUUAAAAUGUGAUAUGUGUGGAAGAAAAUUCGGUCAAAGAUGCCGCCUGAUCGAACAUCUGAGAACCCAUACAGGCGAAAAAUCUCCGCAUACUUGCAAUGUGUGUGGAAAAAAAUUCAGUCGAAAAAGCAGCCUGGAAGAACAUUUGAAAAUACACACUGGCAAAAAGCCAUUUACGUGUGAUGUGUGUGACAGAAAAUUUAGUCACAGACAUAACCUGAUUAAACAUUUGAAAACACACACAGGUGAAAAACCAUAUACGUGCAAUGUGUGUGGAAAAAAAUUCAGUGUCAGAAACAACUUGAUCACCUAUUUGAGAACACACACAGGAGAAAAGCCAUUUACAUGUGAUGUGUGUGACAGAAAAUUUAGUCACAGACAUAACCUGAUUAAACAUUUGAAAACACACACAGGUGAAAAACCACAUACCUGCAAUGUGUGUGAAAAAAAAUCAGUCUGCAAAGGCAGUCUGGUCGUUCAUAUGAGAACACAUACAGGCGAAAAACUGUAUACGUGCAAUGAGUGCAGAAAAAAAUUCAGUACCAGAGGCAACCUUAUAACCCAUAUAAAAACCCAUACAGACGAAAAGCCUUUUACGUGUAAUGGGUGUAAUAAAAAAUUUAAUCGCAGAGACAACCUGAUUAAACAUUUGAGAACACACACAGGAGAAAAACC
Procambarus clarkii (red swamp crayfish) is the source of this 692-nucleotide messenger RNA. NCBI's taxonomy places the organism in Eukaryota, Metazoa, Arthropoda, Malacostraca, Decapoda, Cambaridae. The record is from RefSeq and is a predicted model, not a curated record.